Polypterus senegalus (gray bichir) is the source of this 883-nucleotide messenger RNA. RefSeq names its product E3 ubiquitin-protein ligase TRIM47-like. The record is from RefSeq and is a predicted model, not a curated record. The transcript is spliced from 4 exons. The coding region runs from base 155 to 883 and encodes 242 amino acids. NCBI's taxonomy places the organism in Eukaryota, Metazoa, Chordata, Cladistia, Polypteriformes, Polypteridae.
UCAGAGGCACAGAAGAAUCCACACAGGAGAAAAGCCUCACUAUGAAGUAGCGGUGUUGAAGCACCACAAGCUGGUUGAUCCUGAUAGAAAUCUGAAGAGGAAACUCUGUGAGAAACAUCAGAAAAGUCUAGAAUUGUUUUGUAAAACUGAUGAGAUGUGUAUCUGCAUGAUGUGUGGAGUGACUGAACGUGAUGGUCAUGAAAAGGUUGAGCAGAAGACGGAAGGAGAAGAACAAAAGAAACAGUUGGGGGCGACACUGAGUGAAAUUAGGAGGAGACUUGAAGAGAAAGAGAAGAAUCUGAAGGAGACGACGAGGACAGUGGAGGAGAUGAAGCUUUCUGUGGAAAGAGUAAUGAGGGAACAUGAGAAGAGCUUCACUGAUCUGAUUCACUGCAUCGAGGAAGCCCACAAGAAAUUGAAAGAGAGGAUCAGAGAACAAGAAAAGGGAGAAAUGGAGAAGGCUGAAGGAGUCAUGGAGCAACUGGAGAAGGAGAUUGAGGAGCUGAAGAGGAGAGAAGCUGAGCUGAAGGACCUUUCAGAGACCAAGGACCGUCUCCACUUCCUACAGACUUUCUCACCUCUCUGUGUCCUUCCUGCUGAUGGAGACUCGCUCGGCUUUACUGUCACGGCUGAGUUUUCUUCUGAGGACCUGCUAAAGGAGCUGUCAGGUCUUAAAAAGAGUCUGGAGAAGAUCAGCCAGCAGGACAUCCUGUCAAGGACUCCACCAGGUACUGUGACUGUUCAUGUUUUGUUAAAGUCCAUUAGGUGGACCAGAAUGAAAACAGAAGGGACACUGAGUUGCAUGAAGAAGGCCUGUUCUUUUACAUUUAUGUCUAAGUCUUUACUGUUAAGAAUUUUUUCUAAUGUCUCUUACUGUAACUAG